GUGAGCAAGUUGUCGGACAAGUAUGUCCACAAUUGUGAUCCCAGCGACGGUGGUUACGGAUGCAAGCGGAGUCUCCGUGCUGUGCUGGAACGUCUGAACCUCAAGGGGGAGGAUUUCUGGCGCGACUUGGGGGCGCUGGUGGCGGACACCGUGGCUGCCAUUACCGACCCGCUUCUGCGCACGUGUUCCAGUGAGGAAUUCUGGAACGGCGACAAGCUCACUGCGGAUCUGGCACAGCAGCAUUUCUGCCGAUGCUUUCAAAUCCUGGGCUUUGACGUUCUUGUGGACCAAGCGGCGAAGCCUUGGCUCCUGGAGCUCAACAACAACCCGUCCCUCAGCGUGGACGAGGUAGCACCCCUCUACUCUAAGAGCCGCGCCGAGGUGAACCAAGUCUUCGCGGCGCACGCGAAGCUGUGUGGCGAGUCAAAGGGUGAUCGGCCGUGCCGGUGCUCAGCGCAUCCGCGGCCGCACCGCCACAAAGUCUGCCCCAUCGAUGUGGCU
Messenger RNA from Symbiodinium sp. CCMP2456, 501 nucleotides. Lineage: Eukaryota; Dinophyceae; Suessiales; Symbiodiniaceae. The record is from the annotation of a GenBank genome assembly.